AUGGCGCCAGUCCUUCCUAGGUUUGUGGUGUUGAAAGCAAAGAAUGACAAGUAUUUGCGUUGCGUUACUAAACAAGGAAGGUCGAAGAAUCUGAUUAAAGGCGACGUAGAGGAUAUUCUGAAUCCUGUGUCCAAGUUCAAAAUUGAGAGAGCCACCAGCAACCGAGAUUUAGUCCAUAUAAGAUGCUGCUACACCAACAAAUACCUUCGACGCGGUAAGCAACCAUCAUCACCUGUAAGCGCAACGGCUGAUGCGGUGGACGAAGACAAAUCCAAAUGGUCAUGCACGCUCUUCCAUCCCCUCCCCGUCGACGACAAAACCUGCCGCUUCCAGCACGUCCAGAGCGGCUUCAAUCUCUACCAGUGGAUAUCAGCUGAUGAAUAUAACGGCUGCUUAUUUGUUGCAAUGUCCGCCGACGACGAGGAAGCCCGUGGAUGCGAUCUCUUCUCGUUCACCGACUGGGAAUCACUUGUGGUGCUUCCCAAACAUGUGGCUGUCAAGGGAGACAACGGGAAGUAUCUGUUUUACCGCGGUACUGGGGACGAUGAGCAUAUGGAAUUUGGAGCUACUAAUAUUGGGGAUAAUAGAGUUGGGGAGCAAGUGUUCACCAAUCCUGACGGGAGCAUCCGUUUGAAGCAUGAUUCCAAUGGCAAAUUCUGGAGGGCUACCCCUAACUGGAUAUAUCCAGAUACAACCGACGAGUCCGCCUCCGAUCCAGCAACCUGUUUUUGGCCAGUCCGAAUCAAGGGAAACGCUAUCGCACUCCGUAGCAUGGGUAAUGACAGGUAUUUGCGAAGAACCGACUACGGUGGCACGGUGAACUGUCUUGCUGCGGCAUCUUGGGCGACGACUAUCGACAGGGAGAGCUACCUGGUGCUGGAAGAGCUGGUGAACAAGAGGGAAAUUUAUGAUGUGGAGUACCGGCUGGAGGAUGCCAGAGUGUAUAACGAAUCAAUCAUGACACUGGCGCGCUCCUGCGUCAGCAACAUGACAAAACAAACUGAAACUUUGGAGGUGGCAAUGACUUAUAAAGAGGCGAAGAGGUACGAGUGGAGCACCAGUACUUCCUCAUCUUUUUCCUUUAGUACCAAAGUUUCAAUGGGUGUUCCUGAGAUUUUCGACGCUGGCGUUGAGGUCACGGAGACAAAGGAGAGCGAAUACGAGUGGGGAACUACCAUUGAUGCAACCACAACUUUGGCAAAAAAAGUGCCCGUCAGCGUUAAACCAAUGACCAAGACAACAGUGACUCUUGUUGCAACACUUGGAUUUUGUGAUGUUCCUUUCUCCUACACUCAGAAAGACACCCUCACCAACGGCGAAAUCGAGUACACCGAAAAGCAUGACGGCUUUAGCAGAUCGGAUCCAGUUGCUAUGUGUAAGCAGCUAAGUUGA
This is a messenger RNA of Mercurialis annua (annual mercury), 1392 nucleotides long. RefSeq lists its product as uncharacterized. NCBI's taxonomy places the organism in Eukaryota, Viridiplantae, Streptophyta, Magnoliopsida, Malpighiales, Euphorbiaceae. The record is from RefSeq and is a predicted model, not a curated record. Bases 1 to 1392 code for a protein of 463 amino acids. The transcript is spliced from 3 exons.